AUGGCUGCGUUUGAUCCUGCUGCGAGGAAGCGAGUCCUUCGGGUCAUUGCCAUCUCGCUACUCCUCGAUUUGAUUUCAUUCACCUUCAUCCUCCCCUUGUUCCCCAAACUCCUUGAGUUCUACCGCGAUCACGAAGGUCAAGCGCCCCCUGACCAUGACGGACCUCGAACCCUCCUCCAGAUCAUCCUAUCUGGUCUCCAUCGAUACAAGGCUUCCUUUUCUCGUCCCAUCGAGUCACGACACGACAUUGUGCUUCUCGGAGGAGCUCUGGGUUCCCUAUUCUCACUUCUCCAGGCUAUUGCCUCUCCUCUUAUCGGCGCCCUCUCCGAUCGAUAUGGCCGACGUAAAGCCCUUUUAGCUUCCAUGUGCGGUAACAUUGUUUCGGUGCUGCUCUGGGUUGCCGCUGUCGAUUUCCGAACUUUCAUCGCUAGCCGUGUCGUGGGAGGACUUUCAGAGGGCAACGUUCAGCUUGCAACCGCGAUGGCGAGCGAUAUCUCGGACGAUUCAUCCCGUGGCUCAACAAUGGCUUUGAUCGGCGCGUGCUUCUCCAUCGCCUUCACCUUCGGUCCCGGACUCGGCGCGUGGCUCAGCACAUUCUCGGUUUUCACUGCGAACCCCUUUGCUGCGGCUGCAGGCUUCAGUCUGGCGCUGAUUGUCACAGAGACGGUGUAUCUGUACUUCAGUCUCCCUGAGACACUACCCUCUCUGCGCGGUGCUCAGACUAAGGUUGGUGAGAAGAAGGCUGCGCCCAAGAAGAUUGAGAGGACCAACUCUCACUUCCUUCUCAACGCCAUCCACUUUGUCUUUCUGCUGUUCUUCUCCGGUAUGGAAAGCUCAUUGUCUUUCAUGACGUACGAGCUCUUUUCCUUUACCUCGGGCAAGAACGGUCGGCUGCUGGGAUACGUUGGUCUGGUAGCAUCUAUCCUCCAGGGUGGCGUAACACGACGCCUGCCGCCCCUGAUGUCUGUCCGCAUUGGUACAAUCGCGUGCCUUGCGUCCUUCAUCCUCCUGGGACAAGUCAACACUGUUGGUGGUUUGUAUCUCGCCGCGACAUGCCUGGCAGUUACAUCUGCCACGGUUGUCACUGGUCUGAACGCACUGAGCAGCUUUGAGGCUCACGAGGACGAGCGCGGCAACAAGCUUGGUAUGCUACGAAGCUGGGGCCAGCUCGGUCGAGGUCUAGGCCCCAUCUUGUUCACGAGUGUCUACUGGUGGGCCGGCCGUGAGGUGGCAUACACCAUGGGUGCUACAGGAAUUGCUGUUGUGGCUGCGGCUGUCUUUGGAGGUCUGAAGACACCCAAGGGGAUGAUCGCCAAAGCCAAGAAGGUAGAGUUCAAGGCCCAGUGA
Fusarium sp. VM40 is the source of this 1347-nucleotide messenger RNA. Lineage: Eukaryota; Fungi; Ascomycota; Sordariomycetes; Hypocreales; Nectriaceae. The record is from the annotation of a GenBank genome assembly.